This is a messenger RNA of Acytostelium subglobosum LB1, 1740 nucleotides long. RefSeq lists its product as hypothetical. The coding region runs from base 1 to 1740 and encodes 579 amino acids. The transcript is spliced from 2 exons. The record is from RefSeq and is a predicted model, not a curated record. Lineage: Eukaryota; Evosea; Eumycetozoa; Acytosteliales; Acytosteliaceae.
AUGACAACACCAACUAUAUAUUACUAUGAUCGUGGAGUGAUCUUCCGUGUGCUCAUCAAUCGAUUUCUCAUCAGAACGAUCAUCGACUCAUUGUCAUGGCGUGUUGUAAACAGGAGGACAUUACAACAUAGGAUCAAUGAGCUCGCCAAAUAUGGCAGAAACAGCCACAAUGACGAACCAAUACCUAAACAUUGCUUUCGCUACAAGUACCAUCACUGGACUGAUGCAGAGUCCAUGUUCAAAUAUCGACAUCAUGGUCUGUUGCGUGAUCGAAUCAAACGCAACCUAUACAUCAACUUCACACACUCCACUCCAUUGAUCAUGUUCAAUCAUGGUGAUGUUGACAAAGAGACUUUCAUGGAUGUCUAUCUCAAGUAUCAACGAUACUUCACAGAUGUUGCGUUACUCAGGUAUGCUGUCCAAGCCAACAACAAGCUCGCUGUCUUGGUGCUCUGGCAUCAAACAUCUCCAGUGAUCAUGGAUCGAAACUUUUCGUUACUGAUCGAUGCGGUCCAGAGUGGAUCAUUCAUUGUGCUCGGCUUCCUCUUGGACUCGAGCAAUGAUCAGAUGUUGGGCAGGUUCUUGGAUACUGUCAAAUCCAAGUACAUGCAUCACUUCUACUCAUCAGCAUCAACCAUUCGAUACGUUUUGGAUGCCAACCACUUCCCUCCAGCACUAAUCAAUCUGGUCAAGGAGGAAGCAUACUCAUUCUCUCAGUGUAUAAUAUCCACAUGUGAUCAACAACUAAUUGAUCAACUGCUGAUCGAACAUAGUCGGGCAUCAACCACUAGAGGUCACCCACGAUUACGGGGUGUAGUUGAGUUGCUUCCAAAUGCGUCGCCAGCUAACCAACUGGCACAUAUUGAGAUGAUGUUUAUGCCCGUACCAAAUGACGACAGGACUUGGCAUGAACGAUCACUCAAACAUCUUGAGUCUUCCAAGUCGACAGCACAUUCAAUAUUGAAGUACAAGAGUUUGGCACCAACUCAUUCAGCUCGGGUUAAUGACUGCAUGGGAGAUGAACAGAGGAUGGUGUUUGUGAAGCUUGGCAACAUCAAAUGGGAGUUCGAACACUCACAUUCAAAAGUCCAUAUCAAAUCACAUGCAGUGAUCAUCAAGUACUUGACACACCAGUACGUACUCACUGGAGACUGCAUGCUCAUACCAUUCAUCAUUGAACAGCCAGGUCAUGGAUGCGACAAAGAUGAUAUAUCGGAUUUGAUCCAACAGAUCAUCAGACAUGGCAACCUCAAUCAGAUAAUCGUGGCACUUGAAGUGUUGAACAACAUAAGCAUUCUCGACAAGGUUAUUGAUGAUCCUAGAUUCAGAAUGGGUUGUCUCCAGGGAGACAUGUACAACUCAUUCCUCGAAGCCGAUGACUUAUCAAACAGUUUGGAUGUGAUCAAGUAUCUAAACGAAAACAAAGUCGUUCAGAGUUUCACCAUGGCCAAACCCAACAUUGUACUUCACAUCCAGCAGCUGGAGUUCCUGAUGUCAAAUGAGAACAAGAUAUUUCCAACUGAUGCAUUGAGCCUUAGAUUGGUAUUGAUGGAAAUGCAUCACAUCGACUAUGUGCUCCAGGUCAACCCAUCAUUCUUCCAACCAGCGACCCACAGCGACUACUAUGGAUGUGGAUACUACCAUCAGUUGAACAUAAUAGUCUACUCAUUUAGGCAGAAGAAAUUUAUUCUUGGUACUUAUAUUCUUUGUCCAAAAUGGUCGAUCCAGACACUACAUUGA